Messenger RNA from Python bivittatus (Burmese python), 2200 nucleotides. The record is from RefSeq and is a predicted model, not a curated record. NCBI's taxonomy places the organism in Eukaryota, Metazoa, Chordata, Lepidosauria, Squamata, Pythonidae.
UUGAGACGCCUCGCAGCAACCGCUGGCCGCGCGCCGCCCGGGAGCUGCGCCCCUUCCUCGCCCCCGACCCCUGGCUCUGGGCGGCGCUGGUGGGGCCUCCUCCGCCCCCUGGCAGCUUCCCUUUCCAUGUCCCCGCCCUCUCCCCCCGUCCUGGGCUUCCCUUUCGCCCCCGCCUGCCUUCUCUCGCGGCCCCAUGGCGGCGGAACAGCUGGAGCAAAUCCUUUCGCACUUGCUGCAGCCUGACAAUGCCAUCAUCCAACAGGCGACAGCCCAGCUGAAAGUAGUACUAAAGCAACCUGCAGCUCUUUCCCAUCUGUGCCAUGUGAUGACACAUUCACAGGAUCCUCAGAUCCAGCAGUUUGCUGCCGUGUUGCUGAGAAGGCGGCUGACCAAACAUUGGAAGAAAAUUAGCGCAGAGGAGCAAGAUAUGCUCAAGACAUUGGUGCUAAACAGCUUGCAACAGCAGACAGACCAUAAAGUUUCCCUGAGCUUAGCCCAGCUGGCUGCGGUCAUUCUGAAGAACGAGACGUUGGAGAAGUGGCCACAGAUGCUUCAGAUCAUUCAACAUGGAGCCCGUUCCCGAGACCCCAACAAGUGCCAGAUGGCGUUGCUACUGCUGCAGUCUGCUGUGGAGCUGGACCCGGACCUCUUCUGCCCCUACUACAAGGACCUCCUGCGCCUCUUCCAUCAGACGCUCAACAACCGGGGUCAGGCGGCCAUCCUCUACUACUCUCUGCGGAGUCUGAGUGCUGUGGUUGGCGGGCUGAGCUCUGACGAAGUGAACCUGAUGUCUUCCAUGGUGCCCAAAGUGAUAGCAGCCAUCCGAGAACUCAUUCACGUUAACGAGGUCCAGGCAAGCGAAGCGAUGGAGGUUUUUGAUGAACUCCUGGAGACCGAAGUUGCCAUCGUGGUCCAGCAUCUCUCAGAGGUCAUGAGCUUCUGCCUGGAGGUAGCCUCCAAUCGGACGCUGAGCGACGGCCUGCGGGUGAAAGCGCUCUCCUGCAUCAGCUACCUCAUCAAGCUGAAGAGCAAGGCCAUUUUGAAGCACAAACUCCUCUCGCCCAUCCUAAACACCCUCUUCCCCAUCAUGAGUGCGGAGCCACCUCCAGGCCAGAUGGACUUGGAGGAUGAGUUGACAGAGGAAGACAUCGAAGACCAGGCAGAAGUUCAGACACCCAAACACUUUGCAGUCCAGGUGGUGGACAUGUUGGCGCUGCACCUGCCCCCGGAGAAGCUCUUCCCUCAGCUGACUCCCCUGAUGGAGCCAGCGCUUUUGAGCCUCAAUCCGUACCACCGGAAGGCUGGGCUCAUGUGCCUAGCGGUGCUGGCAGAAGGCUGCGGGGAUCACAUCCGCAACAAACAUCUUCAGCCCAUGUUGCAGGUGGUCUGCCGAGCACUGUCGGAUGAAAGUCAGGUUGUGCGCAAUGCGGCGCUCUUCGCCCUUGGGCAGUUCUCUGAGAAUCUGCAGCCAGACAUUGCUCGUUUCUCGGACGACAUAAUGCCACUCCUCCUGCGCUACCUGGAGGGAGUCCAGCUGGCCCACACCACCCACUUAGCCAAGGCCUACUAUGCUCUGGAGAACUUUGUGGAGAACCUCGAAGACAAGAUCUCACCCUACCUCCCAGCUUUGAUGGAGCGGAUGCUUAGUACCUUGACCUGUCCUGGGAGUCCGCGCACCAAGGAGCUGGCUGUUAGUGCCAUUGGGGCCAUUGCUCAGGCUGCGAAGGAAUCUCUCCUACCAUAUUUCCAAGCCAUCAUGGAGCACCUGACAGGUUACAUGCUCACGACCCGGGAAGACCUCAGACCUGUCCAGAUUCAGUCUGUAGAGACGGUAGCUAUCCUUGCCAACGUCCUGGGCAAAGACAUCUUCCUGCCGCUUUCCGAGAAGUGCUGCCAGCUCGGGCUGGACCUCUGCGACAGAGUGGACGACCCAGACUUGCGGAGGUGCACGUACAGUCUUUUUGGCUCUCUGGCGAAUGUCAUGGGGGAUUCAAUCACACCAUACCUGCCUCGCAUCACCACUCUUUUGCUUUAUUCCCUCAAAUCCACUGAGGGCAUCAAGCCCCCCCUCAAUUCUGGAAAUUCUUUCCUUUUGUUUGAUGACGAGGAAGAGGAGGCGGAGGUGGAGGGAGAAGAAACCCUUACUGAUGAGGAAGAUGAAGAAGACCCUGAGCUGAUGGGGUAGCUUUCUCAUUCACGG